AUGACCGCACCGACCCGAAGUCGAGGAGAGCCAUCCGGAUCGAGUGAAAUGGGUCGCGAGUGGAUUUCGGUGCCUACUCGAAAUUGUUUGGGUAUUAACAAAGAGAAUAAAAAGAAGUUCGCGUUUUCAGUUUGCGGGCUACUUCCUCACACUGACUACUUUUCCUGUUGUAUAAGGCGAGCUACUAGCAGUGGAGUUCGGCCGCGUCAGGCACUUCUUUCUGGCCUCUCACACUGGGCUCCCGCUGCGAUGACGAACCGGGCACCUGGAUCGGCCUCCGCUUCGGCGAGCACUACCAACUCGCAAGGAGUGCUAAUGGUCGGCCCAAAUUUCAAGGUUGGGAAGAAGAUUGGCUGCGGAAACUUUGGAGAACUACGACUUGGAAAAAACCUCUACAAUAACGAACACGUAGCUAUCAAAUUGGAACCGAUGAAAAGCAAAGCUCCGCAACUUCAUCUGGAAUAUAGAUUUUACAAGCUCCUGGGGCAGUCGGAAGGACUUCCACAGGUUCAUUAUUUCGGACCAUGUGGGAAGUACAACGCACUGGUUAUGGAAUUACUCGGACAUUCCUUAGAGGACCUGUUCGAUCUCUGUGACCGCCAUUUCUCACUCAAAACUGUGGCUAUGGUGGCAAUGCAAUUGAUCCGGCGGAUAGAGUACGUCCAUACUAAGCAUCUCAUUUAUCGCGACGUCAAGCCGGAAAAUUUCCUAAUAGGACGAUAUUCAACUAGAAAACAGCAUGUACUUCACAUUAUCGAUUUUGGUCUUGCUAAGGAAUACAUCGACUGUGAUACGGGUAAGCACAUUCCUUACCGAGAACACAAGUCACUGACCGGUACAGCACGGUAUAUGUCAAUAAAUACCCAUCUUGGGAAGGAGCAGUCGCGAAGAGACGACUUGGAAGCUCUUGGACAUAUGUUCAUGUACUUCUUGAGAGGUAGCUUGCCGUGGCAAGGACUCAAGGCUGACACUUUAAAAGAAAGAUAUCAGAAAAUUGGAGACACAAAACGGCAGACUGCUGUUGAAGUCCUGUGUGAAGGGUUUCCAGAAGAAUUUGCUCAAUAUCUCCGUUACGCCCGUCGUCUUGAUUUCUUUGAAACUCCCGACUACGACUACUGCUACAAUUUAUUUAAAGCUGUUCUUGAUCGAUUAGGAGCUAGUUAUGAUUACGAGUUUGACUGGACACCCAAAUUGAACAAUGUGUCUACACCUUCCGGGUCGUUACACACUGGUGAAACCAAGGAUAGUAAAAGAGAGCGAACGGAUGCUCUCAAACCUAAUCACGCCUCCACACAUCCCUUUGGAUCUACGCAGGUGAUCAAUUCGAAUACUGGUGAAGUGGGCGACGACGCAGGAGGUGGUCGAGGCGGAGAUAUGCAUCGCCAAGAUGAGCAGUCUGGCGAGAUGUCCUUCCAUACACCGGUAAAGGCACUAAAUCCUGUGGAUACGAAAUUGCCUGAUCAUGUUGUCAAGGGUGCGGUUAUAGUGGAUGAGCUUAUCAACAGGUGGAACUCUAACGUUGUGCUCGAAGCCAAUGGACCAAUGUCUGCAUUCAUCGUUAUUGACAAGAAGUCGGGUGACGUGAAUGAGGUGAUAAAGCAUGUUGUGCACGAACUAAAGCUUCCUUCUAGCGAAAGCUAUGGGUUAAUAUUCGAAGAACCGAAAGCAUUCCUUACUUCGAGUAAUCUCCAUCGAAUUAGUCAUGGAUUCAUGCUUACUGUCACUGCUGCUCCUAAUCACUACGUGGAACAACUCAGUACUGCUAUAAUGAAUCGACAUGAUUUUGAGAAUGUCGAAUCGGCCUUAAUCACACUUGAUGCUUUUUCUUCGGAUCCCUGCUUCGUUGCUUAUUUUUACUCUCUUUCAAAGAUUCAACUGUUAUAUGAUCUUUUGGCUGAUGAAAGAAUUGAGAGCAGCCAAUCUUCUCUUAAUCUUUGCCUUCGUUCAAUCUGUUCUAUGCUAGACCUCUCAGUCCAAGGAGUCGGCUGGAGCUCUGCUUCCGCAACUCUUGUUAGCAAACUGGCCACACUUGUUACUGGAAAAGCAAAGCGAGAGGAUUCGAACGUGGUACUGAUUGCUCUGCGUAUGAUUGAGAACCUUCUGAAUAGUGAUAGCGCCAGCAUCCGCUUCGCCGUUCUUGAAGAGGUGCCUGCACAGUCUCUCAUCCGUCAUCUCGAGAAAUCGGACGAACGCGUAGCUCUAGCUGCCUUGUCUCUCAUGAAUGCGUUGCACGACAAGAGCGAUCCUUCUGCUCGUGAGCAAAUUGUAAAGCACUUUGCCUCUAUGCCUUUUCGUGCUGCAAUCAGUGGAAGUGUUCUAAGAGAGGGUCGUGGACGAAAUGCUUCACUUUUGAAUCAACUCGUUCCACUACAACGCUUAUUGAUUGCUGAGAGCACUAAGGUACUGGGAAUCCCUACAACGGAGACCGAUGUGGAUGCACUUCUCGCUCGAGAAGUUGUUCGUGCUUCUGCAACAGGCGAAGAGCGACUGAAAAGCUGGGCAGAACAAUUGCUGGCGUCACCACUGGGGAAGCUUGCUAUCGACACGUUCUCCACAUAUGCUGAACAAAAUUGUGAAGACUUAAGAAUUCUGGUAUCAGAAAAUUCGAUGCGCACCAGCACAGCCGCUUGGCAGUUGGUCCCCGUCUGGAUGCACUGUAUCUCCAUCGUCGCUGCCGUUCUCGGAGUUAUUCCUACCGAAGAAGAAUGUGUGGAAAAGUUGAUCGAGCUAUUAUUUCGCUGCGACUCAUCUUUCAACUCCCUUUUUGCUGUCACAGUACAGCUUUUCCAUCGUACCUGGCGGGAGAUGCACGCAUCGCAGGAUGAGCAUGAAAAGGUUGCCAACGUUGUUCAUGAACAACUACGACGUGCUGCUAACAAUCGACCAGCCAACCUGACUACACUUGAGGAACUUCUGCUUUCCCUUCCUUAUUGGAAAAUGAAGGAGCUGUGGAAACGGGAGCUAAUAGAGAAAGAAAAUAAUCAGCUGAGCAGCGAAGUGGUUGGUGAACUUCGGAACCUUCUCAAGCCAUCCAUUGAGCAGUUGGUUAGAACCAAUAGAAAAAAUGCGUUAAGGCAAGGAUUCACGUUUAGACGUCAGGUGAAGGGUAAAACUCCCCAUAAAGGCGAAGAUCAGUACUGUUUUUGGAAGUUGGAUGCAUCUGAUUUGCUCUGUCUGACCGACACCGAUGUUGAUCCAUAUGUUGAAGGAGUGUCUCACGUUGGAAACGUUCGUAAAAUUGCGGUCAAAGACAUUGCAUCGGUGGAACGCAUCGAGGAUAUGACGGGGCGGAAAAGUGGAGCGCAUUCGAUGCGAUGUAUUCGAAUUGUGCUUCACGACGGAAGUUCUAUAAGUGGAGCAACAUUUUCCGAUAGAGUUCUUUCUGCUUGGUUGGAUGGACUCAUGGAUCUCACUGGUAGCACAUCAUUGAGUCACGACGCGAUGUCAACGGCAGAUCGUUUACUCAACAUUGAACUACGGCUAAGGCUGAUGGAUGUCCCAAAUCCACAAACAGCUACGGAAAUUCCUCCGCUGCCCGCAGAUUUUAAUUGGGUGAAGCCGCUCUUUACGCAAGAUUUGAAGCUGUGGGUUUUCGACCUUGAAAUUUCAACUGACGUAUCUCUACUUAAACUUUACUCCAUUAAUCGAAAUAAGAAGCAAAGAGAAUUCUUCGGAUGCUUUUUGAGAAUCCUUAUGGUAUUUGGAGAAGUGGGACUGCAAGAGGUUGUUGAGCUGUUGGAAAAAAGUGAAGCUGAAGUGGGUAUCUGCGGACAGAAACCAUGA
Messenger RNA from Necator americanus (New World hookworm), 3783 nucleotides. RefSeq lists its product as uncharacterized. The transcript has 33 exons. The record is from RefSeq and is a predicted model, not a curated record. Lineage: Eukaryota; Metazoa; Nematoda; Chromadorea; Rhabditida; Ancylostomatidae. Gene Ontology annotation, biological process: endocytosis; signal transduction; positive regulation of canonical Wnt signaling pathway. The coding region runs from base 1 to 3783 and encodes 1260 amino acids. Gene Ontology annotation, cellular component: nucleus; cytoplasm; plasma membrane. Gene Ontology annotation, molecular function: protein serine/threonine kinase activity; ATP binding.